UCCAAACCAGAAACGCAAGCGCUGUCGUAAGCAAGCGCCGCCGCGUGGCGCCACCGGCCCAUCCGCCGCCAAUCCGUACAAGAGGCGCGGCCCGGUGGAGGUCUCCGUUCCUCCGCUCCACCCGUGCCGCAGCUUCCGGCCCUCAUCAGCUCAGCUGCCUUCCAGCCUGGUGGUACGGUGGUGGGAAGAUGAAGAUGUCGCCGUUCCUUGUGCUGCUCAUCACGCUGCUAUCUGCAACCGCCGCUCUUCCGUCAGAGGCGCUCAACGUGAGAGGCCACCUGCUCAAGUCCAAGACCUUCCUGUCCCCGCCGAUCUUCCUGCGCCCCGGCUCCGUCUCCAACAAGUGGUACUUUGACAUCGCCUUCCCCAGAGGCCACCUCGCGCUCAAGAGCUUCAACGGCGAGGUCGUCGACGAGCGCGGUGUCCCUGUCCCGCUCCAUGAGACCUACCUCCACCACUGGGUCGUGGAGCCCUACUACGCCCCGAAGGAAGCCGCCGCCGCCGCCGAGACGCAGAAGCUCUCAAAGAUAAUCCUGAACAGGAACUCCGGUGUGUGCAAGACCACGCUGGGACAGUACUACGGACUUGGCUCCGAGACCCGGCACACGGCGACGUGGGUGCCUGAUCCCUAUGGCAUCGAGGUCGGCAACCCGGAGGCGCCACCGGAGGGGUACGAGGAGAAGUGGCUGCUCAACGUGCACGCCAUCGACACGAGGGGCGUCACCGACAAGCUGGGGUGCACCGAGUGCAGGUGCGACCUGUACAACGUGACGAUCGAUGAGUACGGCCGGCGCAUCACCGAGGACUACACUGGCGGGCUGUACUGCUGCUAUGAUGAGACCCGGUGCAAGGUGAAGGAAGGGUUCGCCGAUGGCGAGGCCAGGAAGGUGUUCCUGCGGUACACCGUGACGUGGCUCGACUGGAGCGAUGCAGUUUUGCCGGUGAAGAUCUACAUCUUCGAUGUCACUGACAGAGCUCUGCUUGAGGGGAAAUCAGAGCCUGCUUGCAAGGUGGAGUACCAGGUCGAGGAAUGCAGCUCAGAGAACCGGGCCAACAAUGACUGCGUCCAUGUUCAGGCGACCAAACAAAUCCUGCCGCGGGGAGGCGACAUCGUGUUCGGCGUCGCGCACCAGCAUUCUGGUGGCAUCGCCGCCUCUCUUCACGGCGAGGACGGCCGGCUGCUGUGUGAAUCGGUGGCAACCUACGGCGAAGGGCAGGAGGCCGGGAACGAGUCGGGCUACAUCGUGGGCAUGUCGACGUGCUACCCGAAGCCGGGCAGCGUGACGGUGCGCGACGGCGAGGUGCUGACCGUGGUGUCCAACUACAGCAGCGAGAGGCAGCACACGGGCGUGAUGGGCCUGUUCUACAUCCUCGUGGCCGAGCACGAGCAGCAGCAGCAGCUGCUGCCGGCUGCCGCCGGCAAGCCGGGCCUGUGCUUCAGCUUCCCGGUCUCAUGGUGCCUCCCGUCAUGGCUGUCGAGCAACCUGUAAAAGGAGUCUAGCAUGGUAUCUUGACUGUGAUAAGAGUGGAAGAGUUACGCCUGAAGGAGCAGAAAAAAAAAAACUACCAGACAGAUGACACGCUUGGAACUUUGUUCUGGAAAGAUAUAUGCAUACGUACAGGUGUUACUGAGUUGUAGUAUUAAGUUUGGUUUUGCAGUAUUAUUACAAGAAGAACUGUCCUCACAAUAAUUAAUUCCCCUUUCAGAUUGGUUGAGUUACUGUAAGUGAGAACCAGAUGUACAAUCUCUUGUACAAAAAAAGAAUGUUGAGAUUACACGUAUACCCCAGCAUAUGCUACUA
This is a messenger RNA of Panicum hallii, 1802 nucleotides long. RefSeq lists its product as uncharacterized. Bases 189 to 1490 code for a protein of 433 amino acids. NCBI's taxonomy places the organism in Eukaryota, Viridiplantae, Streptophyta, Magnoliopsida, Poales, Poaceae. The transcript has 5 exons. The record is from RefSeq and is a predicted model, not a curated record.